Raphanus sativus (radish) is the source of this 1117-nucleotide messenger RNA. RefSeq names its product PRA1 family protein F2. Gene Ontology annotation, biological process: vesicle-mediated transport. The coding region runs from base 205 to 774 and encodes 189 amino acids. NCBI's taxonomy places the organism in Eukaryota, Viridiplantae, Streptophyta, Magnoliopsida, Brassicales, Brassicaceae. The record is from RefSeq and is a predicted model, not a curated record. Gene Ontology annotation, cellular component: endoplasmic reticulum; Golgi apparatus. The transcript has a single exon.
UUUCUUGGAUUCAUAGUUUCUUUUGGAUGGAAGAGAGUUAGUUAGCAUUUAUGAAUUAGUUUGGAUAUGUUAUCAUCUACUUUUUAUGAUAUUUAUCAAUAUAUAUAUGACAUAAAUGCCUGCACCAUUACCUAAUCCAUUAGGGGGACGAGACUGAGCAAUUAAAGCAUUUUCUUCUUUUUUUUUGGAGCGCGUGAACGAAAAAUGACGAACUACGGCACCAUUCCGACGUCGUCUCAUCCAUCUCCCCCGAUCGAUCUCGAGUACAUCUCACGCGCCAAACACCGCAUCAAAUCAGGUCUCGCCACGCGCCGCCCAUGGAAACUAAUGUUCGAUCGCGAGUCCAUGACCUUCCCCCACGGCUUCUUCGACGCGAUCUCGAGGAUCAAAACCAACCUCGCCUACUUCAGAGCCAACUACGCCGUCGCCGUCCUCGUCGUCCUCUUCCUGAGCCUCAUCUACCACCCGACGUCGCUCCUCGUCUUGGCCGUCCUCGUCGUCUUCUGGAUCUUCCUCUACUUCCUCCGCGACGAGCCUCUCGUGGUUUUUAACCAUCAGAUCGACGAUCGGACGGUCAUGAUCUGUCUCUCGGUGCUGACCGUCGUUACGCUUUUGUUCACGCACGCGACGGCGAAUAUUCUCGGAGCGGUGUUGACCGCCGCCGUGUUGGUUUUGAUCCACGCGGCGGUUAGGAGGAGUGAUAAUCUGUUCUUAGACGAGGAUGCUGUGGCGGCGAGUGAAUAUUCGGGGCUGACGUCAUACCCUUCGUCAUAAAAACCAAACACGAACUUCUUGUUCUUCUUUUGUAGUAUGUUUUACUGUCUGAAACACGAGAACGUUUUUCUGCUCUGUUCAGUUUGUUGGCAAUGUGUUUUUGUCGGUUAAUUACUUUAUUGUAGUGAUUAAUACAUCAUCAGUACGUAACCAUCUCACUAAUCUCUGAGGCUAACUUCUCUACCGGUAAUAACUCGAGUAGUUUUGUGAUUGAGAAACAUAAGUACAAUUUGUUAGCAAUGUGUUUGAUUGGUUAAUUACUUUAUCUAGUCAUAGUAUCAUCAUCUGACUGAUUUCUGACUUCAAUCGAUAAUAACAUGACUACAUGAGUGGUUUUGUGUGA